UCCGCGCUUUCCGGGGUCAAGCGUCCCUACCCGGGGCGGCCGGCAGCUUGGGCCCGCCCGCUUGGAAAAUCAGGAGGAUGGACAGCGGGGCAAGCGUCGAGCUCGAAGCCGCCUUUAGCACGUCCCGCCGCCACGCGUGGCCUCUCUUCGCAGGCUGCAGGCUCGGGGCGGAGGUGUCUGCGGGGCGGCUGGGCAGCCGGCGCUGAGAAAGCUCCGCAGGCGUCCAUCCCCGGGCUGGGAAGAGGGUCCUGCUUAGCCUCCGUCUUUCACGGAGAAUGCAGAGGGCAAGGCCAUGGAAAAGAAACCGCACUUUGUUAGGAGAGAGUUUCUUCCCAGAGAGGUGUCGUCCAUCUCGCUGGCGUUACUCCUUGUGGCCGUCCUGCUCCUUAAUGUCCUUCUUUACCUCUACCUCAACAAGUUUUACAACUCUUUGGGACACACCGAAACGGACCCCAGCCUCUGCCCUUUUGGGCACUUCAGACUGGGAUCAGUGAAAAAUUGUUCCCCGUGGCUUUCCUGCGAGGCUAUAAAUAGGGAAGUCAGGAAACUCAAAUGUGUUGGUGAAGGUGCUGUGAAAAAGGUCUUUCUUUCUGAGUGGAAGGAAAACAAAGUGGUCCUUUCGCAGCUCACCAACUCAGAGCUGAAGGAGGACUUUCUCCAUGGACUGAAGAUGCUGAAAGCACUGCAGAGCAAGCACGUUGUCCGGCUGCUUGGCUACUGUGAGCAGCAGUUUACAAUCCUCACUGAGUACCAUCCUCUUGGCUCCCUGAGGGGUCUGAAUGAAACUCUACACAUUCCCAAAUACAAGAGCAUGAACACCUGGCAUCACAGGUUGAUGCUUGCUAUAGACUAUGUGAGUGUCAUUCGUUACCUGCACAGCAGCCCUCUGGGCACCUUAGUGAUGUGCGACUCGAAUGACCUGGACAAGGUCCUCUCUCAGUAUCUUCUGACAAGUGACUUUCAUAUCCUAGUGAAUGAUUUGGAUGCUUUGCCUCUUGUGAACAGGAGUGCUGGCAGACUGGUGAAGUGCGGUCAUCGGGAGCUCCAGGGUGAGUUUGUAGCUCCUGAGCAGCGUUGGCCCUAUGGAGAAGAUGUGCCAUUCAAAGAUGACCUCAUGCCUCCCUAUGAUGAGAAAACAGACAUCUGGAAAAUCCCAGAUGUCUCCAACUUUUUGUUGGGCCAUGUUGAAGGAAGUGACAUUGUACGACUGCAUUUGUUUGACAUCCAUGCAGCAUGUAAGAAGAAGGACCCGGUGGAACGACCUUCUGCCCGAGAGGUCUUAGACACCUAUAGGAAAGUUUUAACUCUGCUUAUUCGGGAGGCAGCCAUGCCUGGUACUAGGGAAAUGCUAUAGUGAAUCAUGCAAACAACAUACUGAAGUUGAUGUCCUUCCUAUUUAUGUAGCUUACCUGAAGGGCAAAGCUUCUGUCCCCAGAACUGAGAAGAAAAGAACAACUGAACCUGUACCUUUUGAUUAAAAAAAAAAAAAUCUACCCAAUCCUAGAACUAUGCAAGCUUCCCAUUGGUAUGUUUAAUCUAUUAUUGGAAGAGGAGGAGAGAGAGAAAUGAAAUUGUGUGGGUGCAGGGGAAAUUUGUUCCUUAAGAAAUAAUAAGUACUCUUUUGCAACAUUUACACAAAAAAUAUCUUGAAAAUUACAGAAAAAUAACAAAAAAAAAAAUUAGUCCACCUCAACUGGUUGGCAGAGGAUGGGGGAGCAGAGACCAUGGCAUGCCCCCCACAAGCUUUGUGCUAAUUCCUGUGGCUUUGGCUUGUUUGUAUCCACAAAGCUCUCAUCCACUUUCCCAUGGAGUAAAAACAGUGGUCACUCAGAAAGGAGUAUCCCGGUUCACUUCAGAUUUUGGUAAGCCCCAGUGCCAGAGCCCCAAUGGCAGUCUCUCCAUGCUGGAUGGGGAAUAGGUUGGUUUUGGAGCCAUAUGGCCAUUGCUCUGUGGUCCCUGUAUCCCACACCAGCAAGCAUGUGGCUACUUUUGUAAGCAAGCAGAUGAUGCAGAUCCUGAAGAGUCUACUUACAGACAUAUGCUCUUGGUUUUCAAGCCUUUGUCCCAUGGUAUUCUCAGAUGGGCUCUUUAGAGACAAAGUUGUAAAACAGGAGUCUCUUGCUCUUUUUUAAUCCACAGAAGUCCUGAACACUUUGGAAGAGAGCUGAAGCGUAUCUUUUUUUCAUUCACUUAUCCUUGCUGAGUGUCAUCGUGACUCAAUGGAAGGGAGGAGAACAAGGAACUGAAAGAGAAUGUGACUUCCUUCCAUAGAAUUGAGCAUUAAACACAAGGUUUGGAAAAGAGAAGCCCUGUAUUUGGGCAUACAACUCUAUUUGGUGUGAAUUCAAAGCGCACUGAGCAUAAAAAAAGACUGCUAAAAAGCAGCCUUGUUCGGUGUGUUAGGAAAAGGCUUGUGGUACCUACAUGGGUGUUACAGCCUGGUACCAACAGCUGGAGAGGAAAAAUAAUGAUGCCUUAAUCCAGCAGUAGGCUCGGUUUGAUGGGACUGGGAUCUGGGAUGCAAUUGUCCUCUUGGUGAAAAAACAGGAAUAGUGUGAUUCAGAAAUGUGGACUCUACCUUUGCACACAUGAGGAAUUCCUGUGCUGUGGACAAGGUCUUCUAAGGAUCUAAGGGCCUGAGACCACUUGUGUGUUUUGACUUGUAAGCAGAGAAGUACAUGGUCCAUGCUGCUGAAGACUUUGGUUCUAUUCUUUUCUACGUUGCUAUUUCUCUUCACCUAAACAAGCUGCGUUAUGACUGCACUGAGAACAUGCAGUCAGUUCGUAUAUAUAAUGUUCAAAUCCUGGUACCAAAAUUUUAUUAUAAAUGGGAAAACUUUCCUGCAAAUUAGUAAAUUUGUACCUGAUAUCAUACAAUGCCAUCGGGAGACCUUUAAAGGCUGCUGAUUAUGGCUUCCUCUCUGGACAGUCUGUUUCCUUAAAUUAGCUGACUUUUGCCCUUUUUCACUUGUGCAGUCUUUCCUUGCAGCUUUCCUGCUCAGGUUGUCAGGAGGCAAAUCUCAGAAGACAGCGUCUCCAAAAGAGAGUAGUGAUUUUGGAUGCUUCGGGUUUGUUUUGAACUUUGACUCAAAACACCUAAAAGAAGCCUGGGGAAGAAGAAUGCUCUAUUUGUUGUAAAUGCAUCAUCCAGCCCAUGAACUCUUGAGUUGUAGCUAUUAAGGCUAGAGUUCUACAGUUCCAGCAUGAAUCCAGGAUGUGCAACAGCUGGAAGAGUGUCCUGUUACAGCUCCUCAAAGCCAGGGACCAAGCUUUGAAGGGCCAAGAGUCAAAUCUUUUGCAUGUUCCACCCACAAUAACUUGUUACCUUUUGUUAGCUGUCAUGUACACUUGAAAGGAAAAUCAGCAUCUGAUGACUGUGAAUAAACAUCCCAUUUGUUUGUUUAUGAGAGUAGCAAGGACAGAGAAGAAGAACCUGCCAAGCUUCUUAUGCUGCUCUCUCUCAGUUAAGACAAACUUUUGUCAGGAUUCUUUAUCUGUUGUGUACUGUUGCACCUUGCAAACAGCCAUAUUAGUUUCACAGAGUGAAAAAAGUGAGGACAGAUUCUGCUGCUGAAUAAUCAUCUUGCAGUGGAGAUGACUCUCUCUGUUCCUGGAUGAAGUAAUUACAAAUGUUUUAAGAAAACAUGUCUCCCUAAAUAUUCCCCCUGAGGAGUGGGUUCUCCACAUGUCUCUUACCCAUUCCCUCUCCUGUGUGUUGUCCAGCAUUGUAUUUCAUCAGGAAUAAAUUACAUUUGUUCUGAAUAC
This is a messenger RNA of Chiroxiphia lanceolata (lance-tailed manakin), 3765 nucleotides long. It is a transcript of the gene POMK, whose product is annotated as protein O-mannose kinase. The transcript is spliced from 2 exons. The coding region runs from base 293 to 1354 and encodes 353 amino acids. Gene Ontology annotation, cellular component: endoplasmic reticulum membrane. The record is from RefSeq and is a predicted model, not a curated record. Gene Ontology annotation, biological process: protein O-linked glycosylation; carbohydrate phosphorylation; protein phosphorylation. NCBI's taxonomy places the organism in Eukaryota, Metazoa, Chordata, Aves, Passeriformes, Pipridae. Gene Ontology annotation, molecular function: protein kinase activity; carbohydrate kinase activity; ATP binding.